Micropterus dolomieu (smallmouth bass) is the source of this 7678-nucleotide messenger RNA. It is a transcript of the gene lama1, whose product is annotated as laminin, alpha 1. Gene Ontology annotation, biological process: regulation of cell migration; axon guidance; regulation of cell adhesion. The coding region runs from base 14 to 7561 and encodes 2515 amino acids. The transcript is spliced from 53 exons. The record is from RefSeq and is a predicted model, not a curated record. NCBI's taxonomy places the organism in Eukaryota, Metazoa, Chordata, Actinopteri, Centrarchiformes, Centrarchidae. Gene Ontology annotation, molecular function: signaling receptor binding; extracellular matrix structural constituent. Gene Ontology annotation, cellular component: basement membrane.
GCAGAACAAUGUGAUGAUCAUUCAACCAGUUCCUCACUCAAUCAGCAGAGGUCUGUUCCCAGCCAUCUUGAACUUGGCGAGUAACGCAGUGAUUACCAGCAAUGCGACAUGUGGUGAUCCAGAACCUGAGGUUUACUGUAAACUGGUGGAACAUGUUCCAGGACGACGAAUCAAGAACCCGCACUGCCCUAAAUGUGAUGCCAACUCCGUCCUAUCCAAAGAACGCCAUCCGAUAACAAACGCCAUCGAUGGGACGAAUCAGUGGUGGCAAAGUCCAAGUAUCAAGAACGGCCGACAGUUUCACUGGAUUACCAUCACCCUGGACCUCAAACAGGUGUUUCAGGUCGCCUACAUCAUCAUAAAGGCCGCAAACUCUCCUCGCCCAGGUAACUGGAUCCUGGAGCGCUCUCUGGACGGUGUGACCUUUGACCCCUGGCAGUAUUACGCCAUCACUGACUCUGAGUGUUUGUCUCAUUAUAACGUGACGCCAAGACUCGGACCACCAACCUACAAGACGGACACCGAGGUCAUCUGCACGUCCUACUACUCCAGACUGAACCCGCUGGAGCAUGGAGAGAUCCACACCUCCCUGAUUAACGGCCGCCCCGGAGCCGACGAUUUGACCUCUGAGCUCUUGAACUUUACGUCAGCUCGUUACAUCAGACUGAGGCUUCAGAGAAUCAGAACGCUCAACGCCGACCUGAUGACACUGAGCGCCCGCGACCCUCGAGACAUCGACCCCAUCGUCACCCGGAGGUAUUAUUACUCCAUCAAAGACAUCUCUGUUGGCGGGAUGUGUAUCUGUUACGGCCACGCCCAGAGCUGCCCGCUGGAUUCUGUUACCAAGAAACUGCAAUGUGUGUGUGAACACAACACCUGUGGAGAGAGCUGUAACAAGUGUUGCCCUGGUUACCACCAGCAGCCAUGGCAACCAGGAACCAUCUCUGAGGGCAACACCUGUGAAAAGUGUAACUGCCACAACAAAGCAGUGGACUGUUUCUACAAUCAGACCGUCUCCGAUCUGUCUUUGAGUUUGAACACUCGUGGCGUUCGUCAAGGAGGCGGAGUCUGUAUCAACUGUCAGCAGAACACCGCCGGCAUCAACUGUGAGACCUGCGCUGCUGGAUACUACAGACCUGCCGAGGUGUCUCCAUACUCAGACUCUCCCUGUGUGGAGUGUAACUGUGACCUGAGAGGAUCAGAUUCUGCAGUCUGCAGCAGAGACGACACACAGCCAGGUGUGUCUUCAGGUCAGUGUGUGUGUAAGGAGGGCUUCACGGGUCGACACUGUGAUCGCUGUGCAUUUGGAUACCGAGACUUUCCUCUGUGUGCUCGAUGUGAGUGUCACCUGCCCGGCAGCACCAACACAGACCCCUGCAGCCCCUGCACCUGCAAGGUGAAUGUGAUGGGAGCGCACUGUGAUCUGUGUAAACCGGGUUUCUACAACCUGCAGGAGAGUAAUCCGCUCGGCUGCACUGACUGUUUCUGCUUCGGUGUGUCUGACGUUUGCGAGAACUCCGCCUGGUCCACUGCUCAGGUGCUUCAUACGGACGCUUGGCUCCGCCCCUCUCAGUCCCACCACACUACACCUGUGGUCCACGGCAAUGACCUCCCUCUCCCUGGCAACCAGUCUUCAGUCCACCAACACCUGUUGUUGUGGGCGGCGCCAGACAGUUUCCUUGGCAACAAGCUGGUGUCCUAUGGAGGUGUCCUGACCUACUCUGUGGUUUAUGAUGUCCCAUUGGACAAUGAAGUCCGUUCUCUCCCUGCCCACUCUGACAUCAUCAUCAAGGGAAAUGGUCGUGCCCUUCGUCUCUCUCCUCCUCUUCUCCUCUUCCUCUCGCCGCUGGCUGAGCGCUUGGUUGCCGUGGCGAUGACCCCGCAGCGAUUCGUGGACACUCAAACGGGCGUUCUGGUUACCCGUGACGACCUGCUGUCAGUCCUCACAGACGUGACAUCACUGAGGGUCAGAGUUCACCUGAACGCCUCUGUGGAUGGGCCCAUACGUCUCAGCUCGGUGUCUCUGGACUUUGCUGACUCUGGCUCAGAUUCUGGCGUUCAGGCCGUUGCCGUAGAGACUUGUGAAUGUCCGUGGGGUUACAGCGGUACUUCCUGUGAGGCAUGUGUCCCAGGUUUCUACAGGGUGGGAGGAGUUUUGUUUGGAGGGAACUGUAUGCAGUGUGAGUGUAACGACCACGCCACCGAGUGUGACAUCAACGGCGUUUGUUUGGGUUGUACCCAUAAUGCCACUGGUCCCCACUGUGACCGGUGUCUUCCCGGUUUUUAUGGCGACCCCACGGAGGGUACAGCAGACGACUGCCGGUUGUGUCCGUGUCCUCUGACGGAGCCGUCCAACAGUUUCAGUCCCACCUGUGUGCUGGAGGCACCUGGCCAGGUGUCAUGUGACCAGUGUCAGGACGGGUACACAGGAACCAACUGCGAGAGGUGUGCCAGCGGUUUCUAUGGUAACCCACAGGUAGUGGGCGGGGCCUGUGUCCGCUGCGAGUGUAACGGCAACGUGAACGUCAGCGAGGCGGGGCACUGUCACACCGCCACCGGGGAGUGUCUGCGCUGCCUCAGGAACACUGCCGGGAGACACUGCGAAGUCUGUCAGCCUGGUUAUUAUGGAGACGCCGUGCAUGCCAAGGACUGUUGGGAAUGUGGCUGUGAUGUGAGCGGCGCCCUCUCCAGUGUGUGUGAUGUCACAGCAGGUCAGUGUUCAUGCAGAGAGAACGUGACGGGACGCACCUGUGACCGCUGCCAGUCUGGGUUCUUCGGGCUGCAGAGUGGGCAGGGCUGUCGGCCGUGUGGCUGCAGCCAAUCAGUAGCUCUCUCUGAGUCAUGUGAUGACGAGGGGCGGUGCCAGUGUGUGGAGGGCGUGGCUGGUGAUAAGUGUGACCGCUGUAGCCGUGGUUACUAUGGUUUCCACGCCAUCGGCUGCACAGCAUGCACCUGUGAUCACACCGGAGGGAACUGUGACCCUGUGAGCGGCGAGUGCAUCUGCCCCACCCACACAGAGGGAGACACCUGCGACAGGUGUGAGACAGGUUACUGGGGUCACGACCCUGCCACGGGCUGCAAGUGUCUGCAGGAGUGUGCUGCAGGUUUUUUCCGUCAGCCUCUGUCUGAGUUGUCGUCUCAGAGUCAGAAGUUUGUUCGUCCGUGUGUUCGAUGUCGCUGCAACAACCACAGUGAGAUCUGCGAGCCGGAGACGGGACACUGUCAGGGCUGUCAGCAUCACACCAGUGGGCGGAGCUGUGAGCUGUGUGCCCCGGGGUAUUAUGGGAACGUCAGCGGCUCCAUCAUUGACUGCUCGCUGUGUGCCUGCCCCCUACGGGACAACAGUUUCAGCCCCACCUGCGUGUCAGACGGAGCGCUUGGUGAUUUCCGCUGCACCGCCUGUCAGACGGGCUACGAGGGGAGGUACUGCGAGAGGUGUUCUGUUGGUUACUACGGUGAGCCGUCGGUGCCGGGCGGCGUGUGCUCGCCGUGCAGCUGCAGCGGGUGGGGCUCUCUGCAGCCGCUGUGUGACACGCAGAGCGGACAGUGUGAGUGCAAGGCCGGGGUCAAAGGUCAGUCCUGUGACCGGUGUGACGAGCGCCACGUCCUGCAGGGAGGAGAAUGUGUGUCGUGUGAUGACGAGUGCACCGGCCUCCUGCUGGACGACCUGGACAUCAUACACAAGCACUUCCUGUCUGUCAACCUGAGCGGCGUGGCCUUGGCGCCCUACAGCCAGCUGGUGUCGCUGGAGAACCAGACCAGAGACAUCCAGGUGGAGUCGGGAAACCGCUCGCUCGCUCUGCGUCUGUCCAGAGUGGAAGACGAGCUGAGUCACGUGACCUCUGACCUCAGCGCUCUGCUGCAGCAGGUCACACGUCUGUCUAAUGUCCUGGACAAAGUGGGUGUGUCCACCAAUGACACCCUUUCCCAGGGUGCACUGCUGCUGGAGAACAUCAGCAGCCUUCAGGACAACAUCCAGGUGCUUCAGAGGGAGGCGGGGCAUCUGAACCAGACCACAGGAGAGGAGCUGGAUUCAGCCAAUCAAAUGCGUCUGCUGAAGGAGGUGGAGUCCAUGUUGGAAACCAUCAGAGCUGUCAACCUGACGGCUGCCAGCAUCUCAGCCAAUCAGGAGCUCAGCCUCGCACAGCCUCUCCUCACCUCGCUGCAGGUGGACUUCCUGUCCAGAAAGGUGGCGGUGGACAACAGGCUCCGCCCCCUUUCUGCUGCUCUCACCGCUGGCAUGGAAACGCUGCAACACACGCGCACACACCUGAGCGAGGCAGCAGAACGAAACACACACACUCUGCUGGACGCCACACACACUCUACUGCUCCACUACCAGUCUCUCCAUCAGAACCUGACUCAGGUGUGUCUCUCUGUGGACGGCGUGAUGGAGGACAGCCAGAUGCUGCUGGACGACACCGUCAGCCUGACGGAGGAAUUGACCAACACCACCGCGCAGGUGGAGGUGUUCAGCGGGCAGGUGGAUCAGUGGCGCCCCCUGCUGGCGAAGCAGGUGGACGCUUUGGUUGUUGGACUGAGAAAGACGGACGCUCCGGAGAACGUUUACCGUGCAGAAAGCCACGCCCAGCUGCUGCAGAGCCACGCCCACUCCCUGCACAGGUCUCUGUCGUCAGUGUGUAACGUUUCUCAGAACGGUAGCCGAUUGGGUCAGCUGGACAGUGACAUCACAGAACGUGUUGACUCUGCCCAGCAGGCGGCCUCGAUCGCCCGCGUCUCCGCCUCCCUCGCUCUCAACAUGAGCGUCCAAUCAGAGCAGCCGCUGUCAGAGGAGGGCGGGGCCAAGCUGAAUGUCAGCUGUGCUCUUCUAGAAGAAAGUCGUCGAAUCAACGAGACGGCUCAAGUCCUGCAGCUGGAUGUCUCGAGGAUAUACAGUAGACUGGGAUUGGUCAGAGAGAGCGUCCGGAACUCCAGCCUCCUCCUCCGUCAGCCAAUCACAGAGCUGCAGAGUCUCUCUAACGGUUCGUCCGUGGCGCUGCAGCAGGUGCAGCUUCAGGCGGCAGCGGCGAGCUCCGGCCUGCAGGAGGCGCUGCAGCGGCUGCACAGACUCAGACAGCAGCUGCGGGAUUCUUCUUCUGUGGUGGAAAACACCAACAACACAGUGAGGGAGACCAACCAGCUGGUGACUCGCACUCAAGCCGCAGCCAAUGAGAUGCAGCAUAAGCUGGAGGAGGCGGAGCGUCGUACAGAGCGCCUGAUGGACCGGAUAAAGCCGCUGAGCAUGCUGGGAGAAACACUGAGCCGGAAUCUGUCUGACAUCAAAGAGCUGAUCGAUCAGGCCAGGAGGCAGGCCGCCUCGAUCAAGGUGGCGGUCCAGGCGGACAGAGACUGUGUUCGGUCCUACAGACCACCCACUGAGUCCAGUAACUUCAACACUCUGAGUCUGAUCCUGAAGACGUCCAGUCCAGAUAACCUGCUCUUCUACCUGGGCAGCAACACCACGUACUACACACGGUACUGCACACGGUACUACACACGGUACUGCACACGGUACUGCACACGGUACUGCACACGCACACGGUACUGCACACAGUACUGCACACCGUACUGCACACGGUACUGCACACAGUACUACACACCGUACUGCACACGGUACUGCACACGGUACUACACACCGUACUGCACACGGUACUGCACACGGCGACAAGUGGUCUCCAGGUCGUACGUGGGCUGUAUAAAGAACGUGGAGAUCGCUCGGUCCAACUUUGACCUGCUGAGAGACGCGUACGGAGUCAGGAAGGGCUGCGUCCUCGAGGCGGUGCGCAGUGUGUCGGUGUUGGCCGGAGGCUUCGUUCAGAUCGCUCCUCGCUCGCUCGGUCAGGAGGCGGAGCUUCUCUUCUCCUUCUACUCCAACAACCAAUCAGGAGUCCUGCUGGCUGCCUUCAGUAACGACCGAACACAGAGACAUCACUUCCUGUCAGUGCACCUGGUCUCAGGAGCGUUGGAGGCGGAGCUCGGUGAGGUGGGCGGCCCCACUCGGAGGGUGAUGGUGGUGAAACCUGAUGGAUCCUUCAGUGACGGAACAAGACACUCUGUGAUCAUCACCAUCAACAGGAAGUCUCUGUCCCUGCAGGUGGAUGAGGAACACAUGAAGUCCGUCUCUCUGUUUUCUGGAGGAUUUUCCCGUCUGUCUCCAGCCUCUUUCUUCAUUGGUGGGCUGCCAUCAGGGGAGGAGACUCGUCUACCAAUCAGAUUACAGGAUGUGUCCAGGUGGUUCAGAGGUUGCAUCCAACACCUGGUGGUGGGCAGGGCGCUCAUUGACCUAUCAGGAGCCGUGAGGUACAAAGGUGUGGAGCUCGACAGUUGCCUAUUGGAGGAGAGAGUUGGGGGGGUGGUGCUUCCUGAUGAUCAGGGUUUAGAACCAACUCCUGACCCCGACCACCUGCCUUUAGCCCCGCCCACACACCUGAGCGCCUUCACACCUGGAGCACUGACGUGCGUGUCGGAGGCGGAGCCAACCUUCCUGCAGUCAGCGGCUCAGUUUGGUUUGUCCAAACACAGUCACAUGAUCUUCAUCAUCAACCCCGCCACAGUCAGAAAGAGUGUGUCUCUCAGGUUGUCUGUUCGAAGCCGAGCUCUGGACGGGCUCAUCCUCCUCCUCUCGGACUCCAAACAGAUGGACUUCAUCGUCCUCAGACUGACGGGGGGGAGACUGAUGAUGUCAGCUGACCUGGGGAAAGGCCCCGCCUCCAUCACCUCGUCUGUUGCAGUUAACGACGGAGAGUGGCACGCUGUGAGCGCUGAGGUCAUCCGGCGGUCGAUGUCGAUGUCAGUCGACGGUUCAAAUCCGGACUCUGUGCCGGUUAAAGGGACCCAGCUGGACGUGGACAACAGGCUGUACCUGGGAGGAGUGCCGCACACACACACCACUAGGAGGAUUAACGUAAGCAGUAGUUUCCCAGGUUGCAUUCGCUUGGUCAGUCUGAACGGAGCCACGCUGGAUCUGUCCAAGCCGGCCUCGCAGCAUGAGGUCACUUCCUGUUUCACCAAAGACCAGACCGGAAGUUACUUCAACGGCAGUGGAUACGCUGCCCUCAUGCGAGACGGUUAUAAGGUCGGCUCUGACGUGUCAGUGUCUCUGGACUUACGAACAAGCCAAUCAGAGGGAGUGCUUCUGGGAAUCAGCAGCGCGAAGGUUGAUGCUAUCGGACUAGAGCUGAUCAACGGACAGGUGGUGUUUAACGUGAAUAACGGCGCGGGGCGAGUGUCGGUGCGUUCGAUCGGUCAGAUGUUAUGUGAUGGACGCUGGCACCGCUUGUUGGCCAGAAAGACCAAACACACCCUGAGUCUGAGUGUAGACGGGCGGAGUUACACCACCCAGAACCCCCACCCACAAUCCACCUCUGCGGAGACAAACAACCCUGUUUACCUGGGAGGCUAUCCAGUCGGUGUGAAGCAGAACUGCCUGUCCACCAGCUCCAGAUUCUCAGGCUGUUUGAAGAACCUGCAGCUUGUCAAGUCUCACCUGAGUGACGCGCUGGACCUGAGCUCCGCCCACUUCCUGUUGGGCGUCACUCCUAACUCAUGUCCUGUUGCCUAGCAAUGCCCAGGCUGUCUCUGAUUGGUCCACAGACCAACAGUUCAAUGUGAAAGCUGUUUCUUUUUAUUUCCUGUUGUUCGCCUGAAACAUGAAUCAUUAAAGAUGACCUGAAAACUC